Messenger RNA from Daktulosphaira vitifoliae (grape phylloxera), 1013 nucleotides. Its product is annotated as mediator of RNA polymerase II transcription subunit 11-like. The record is from RefSeq and is a predicted model, not a curated record. Lineage: Eukaryota; Metazoa; Arthropoda; Insecta; Hemiptera; Phylloxeridae. Gene Ontology annotation, cellular component: mediator complex. The transcript has a single exon. Gene Ontology annotation, biological process: regulation of transcription by RNA polymerase II. Gene Ontology annotation, molecular function: transcription coregulator activity. Bases 335 to 712 code for a protein of 125 amino acids.
CGUUUGUGAUAACAUAAGGAAAUUUUGCGUUACGGCUAUGCAUAGUAAUAAUUCAAUAGGUAAAAUAUUGAAAAUAGAAUUAAGUAUUUUAAGUGUUAUCGAAUUUAAAUAAUAAAUAUAUCAGUAUUGUAGAUUUCAACUCUUGAAUUUUUCUCGGGAAAAAAGUAUUAUUAUUGUAUCAAUCGGUCAUCAAUAUUAUUACUAAACGCAAAUUGAUGUGAGAAUAUUAAUAACGAUUUACAUUAUAUUUAAAGGUAUGAAAACUAAUUCAACGCUUUAAAUACUUAAAUUUUUAAAAAUUAAAAUUUAUUGAGUUUAUUCAUAAUAUAUCACUAUGGCUGCCCCUAUGGAAAGGAUACAAGCUUUAGAACUCAUAGAAAAAGACAUAAUAACUUGUUUGCAAAGUGCAGGUCAAGCAUUAUUAGAACUCAGUAAAGAAAAGUCUAGUCUUAAACAAGUAGAAAAUCAAUCUCAUCAAUUUCUAAAAAGCUUGGGAAGUGUUGAAUCCAAACUUACGGAUCAAAUAAAUUACCUCACUCAAGUAUCAACUGGACAACCUUAUGAAAACAGCGGUUAUGCAUCUCAAAAAGUAUUGCAAAUGGCUUGGCAUCGAUUAGAGCAUGCUCGCAGUAGAGUAAAAGAGCUCGAGCGAUCUAAAGUUAAAUAUAUGCAAGAACAAGAUCAAACAAAAGGAAAUAUGUCAACUUCAUAAAAUAUAAUUUUGAUGUACUGUUUAAAUAUACUUUUCUGAUUUAUAUUUAUAUAUUUUUUAGUUGUCAUUAAAAUUUUUGAUACUUGUACAUAAUUAUCUACCAAUUUUAAGUCAAUUUGUAAAUAUUCAUUGUUGAUAAAUAAUGAAUUUUUAUAACAAUUAUUAGAUAAGUAUUAAAUGAAAAGUUUAGGCCUUUAACAAUAUUAAGUGAAGUAAGUAUAUAGUGUAGGUAACAUGUAUGUUAUUAAAAUACAUAAUAGAGUAAGGAUUGUAAUCUAUAAAUAAAUUUGAUUUUAGCAAA